Molecule: messenger RNA, 1505 nt
Organism: Camelina sativa (false flax)
Lineage: Eukaryota; Viridiplantae; Streptophyta; Magnoliopsida; Brassicales; Brassicaceae
Product: F-box/kelch-repeat protein At1g64840
Molecular function (GO): protein binding
Source: RefSeq, a predicted model, not a curated record
ACACGACCCGACGAGGCUAGAUCUGCGAUUAAUCUACACUAGACGACUCUUAAUUUGUUCUUUCGGAAUUCCAAAAAUCGCAGCAAAUCAGCAAACAUGGAAGAACCUGAAACAGACAAGAAGACAUCAUCCAUGAUACUGGACUGCUCUCUUCUCCCGGAACUUGUUUCAAAACUGCAGCUGUCUCCGUCUCCAUCAGCAAAAAUGGCAACGAAAGAUCUCACAUUGUCCAAGACAGACUGGUCGUUUCUCCCUGAAGAGCUACUGCUAACAAUCUCAACUCUUCUUAACAACUGUUUCCAUGUUGUUCAUGCUCGUUCUGUCUGUACCUCGUGGCGAUCCGCAUUUCCCUUUCCUUCUUCCUUGUUACGCGCAAGCUACUCUCUUCCCAAACUCGCCGAGUUCACUCUCGAAAGCAAAGACUCGUGCACACUCGAGAAGGUCCCUUUGUUUCUCUUUAGAGUCGUCAAAACUCGUGCUGCUGUGUCGCCUACUGCGUAUGUUAUGGGAGGAAUUGGCCGAGACGAAGACGAUCAUAUAGAGCUUCUUCCAUAUCCUCUUCAAUGUUCAGUGAAAGUUAACAUCCCUGGAUCUGAUCGAAACUUGGUGAAAAUGCUCGACUGUCAGAUUCUAUCUCUAGGCCAUCAGUACAGAAUGAUUGGUUGGGAUCCUGAAGAAUCGUCAACAAAUUACAGAGGCGUGGCCUUUCUUCCGUUAAACAAAGAGAGAGGAGGAGGAGGAGGAGGAGGAGAAUACGUUGUGAUCCUCAACUACUCUAGAGUUUUGUUGGUGUUGAGAAGUUCUGAAAUGAGAUGGUUGUGGCUUCAGAACGUCUCAGAUGCUCCCUGCAGGGAUUUAGUCACUUUUAGAGGCAGAUUUUAUGCAGCUUUUUUCAACGGAGAUGUUGUCAUUAUCGAUCCUUAUUCGCUGGAAGUGUUUAUUCCCCUGAUGCCCUCACAGCCGAUGAAUUCAAGCAAUUUUCUGGUUCCAUCUGGUGAUGACGAGCUUUUCCUUGUUGAGAAUACUAUCCCAACUUCUUCUUCUGAUGAAGUAGAUAUUAAUGGCUUCAUAUGUAGAGUGAGUAAGCUAGAUGAGGAGGCUGGUAAAUGGGUCGUGGUCAGCGAUUUGGGAGACCGUGUUUUGUUUAUUGGACACUUUGGAAAUGUCUGCUGCUCGGCUAAGGAGCUUCCUGAUGGUUAUGGUGUGAGUGGGAACUCAAUCUUGUUUACCAAUGAGGGUGGCUGUGUUAUGUACGCCUACAAAUACGGAUUACAUACAGGAAGGGCAGAAGAUGACCUCUGUUGUUGGAGAUUGUCAAGUGAGAAUCGUGUGGCCAUCAUCAACAGAUCUCCGGCUCUUUCUCUCUGGAAACUUUUCUUCCGCUUAACAUUGAUGGAGGAAGAGAAUUUGGUGUGUUGGUCCUCUGCUUUAAAAUGUUUUGGUUGUAAACAGUCACUAGAUUAUCCGAUUCCAUCUGGCAAAUGAUGAAUUUUUCAUGGUUGAGG